UUUUUAUUUUUCAGUUUGUGACAAUGGCAUCCGGAGGAGAAAUAACCGAGAAUUUAUCAACCGUCCGACUCUGCGGAGUGAACCCAUUAGGCACUAAAUAUAUCCUUGUAACAGGAGGUGUUAUUAGUGGCAUCGGUAAAGGUGUUUUCUCCAGUAGUGUCGGAGCUCUCCUCAAAGCGUGCAAUAUCAGAGUCACAACUAUCAAAAUCGAUCCAUAUGUCAACAUAGAUGCUGGAACGUUCUCGCCCUAUGAACACGGCGAGGUAUUUGUUCUGGACGAUGGAGGAGAGGUUGAUUUGGAUCUUGGUAACUAUGAGAGAUUCAUUGGGAUCAAGCUAGGAAGAGAUAAUAACAUCACAACAGGCAAAAUAUACCAAAGUGUUAUCAACAAAGAACGACGUGGAGACUAUUUAGGUAAAACUGUCCAAGUUGUUCCGCAUAUCACUGAUGAAAUUCAAAAUUGGGUUGAGCGUGUUGCAGGAGUCCCAACCGAUCCAAAAUCAGAUGAUAAUCUUCCGCCUGAAGUAUGUAUAAUUGAGCUGGGAGGUACCAUUGGUGAUAUAGAAGGCAUGCCAUUUAUCGAGGCCUUCAGACAGUUCCAGUUUCGUGUUGGAAGGGAAAAUUUCUGCAACAUACAUGUGAGUCUCAUACCAAAUAUCAACGGGGAAGACAAAUCCAAGCCGACGCAAGCUAGUGUACGAGAACUUAGGAGAGCUGGCCUGUCUCCAGAUCUAGUAGUAUGCCGCUGUAAAGCAGAAAUUGCUCCCAAAGUUCAAGAUAAAAUUGCCAUGUUUUGUCACGUUAACUUUGACGAAGUUCUCAUUUUGCCUGAUUGCAGCAGUGUUCUUAAAGUGCCUUCUGUGUUAUAUCGAACGGGUGUGAUCGAUAUUUUGAAGAAACGCCUCAAUUUGAACAUCAAACCGGAAAACUCUUUAUUAAAGCAAUGGAACAGACUUGGGAGCAAAAGCGAUAAAAGUAUGCGGCCCUGUAAGAUCGCAAUAGUUGGGAAGUAUUCACAACUAGCCGAUGCUUAUGCCUCUGUAAUUAAAGCUCUUCAGCAUGCUUGUUUGCAUGCAAACUUCAGUUUGGAUCUGGAUCUCUUGUCGGCUAGCAGUCUUGAAGAAGCUACCAAAAGUAAGGACUCCAUUGCUUACCAUGACGCGUGGAAGCGAUUGUGUUCUGUCGAUGGGGUUUUGAUUCCUGGUGGUUUUGGAAUGAGAGGAUGCGAUGGAAAGUUGUCCGCAAUCCAAUGGGCUCGAACUAAUAAAAAGCCUUUGCUUGGAAUAUGCCUGGGUAUGCAGCUGAUGGUAAUCGAAUUUGCUAGGAAUGUUCUUAACUGGACUGACGCGAAUACGACUGAAAAUGAUCCAAAUUGCGAGAAGAAAGUUAUCAUAGAAAUGCCAGAACACCAUACAGGUCAAAUGGGCGGCACGAUGAGACUCGGCAAGCGUGAGACGAUUUUUAAAGUGGGCAAUUCUACGGUCCAGAAAUUAUAUCAAGAUAAGAAAUCCGUUUUUGAAAGACACAGACAUCGCUAUGAAGUCAAUCCAGAGCACGUGAAAGAGUUUGAAGACAAUCUUUUGAGGUUUGUUGGUCAUGACGUCGAGAAAGUUCGAAUGGAAAUUUGCGAGCUGGAUGCAACUGAACACCCUUUCUUCAUCGGAGUUCAAUACCACCCUGAAUAUCUUUCUAGGCCAAUGGAACCUUCGCCGCUGUAUACUGGAUUGGUACUAGCAAGUGUCGGCAAACUAGCUGGAUACCUUGAGAGAGGCUGGAGGGUAUCUCCUUUAUCUUAUCAUUCAUCGUCCGAACCCGAAGACUCAGAUGACUCCGAAUUAGGACUGCAGAUGGUGAAACGCAUCGAAAGGUCUUUAACACCUUAAGUUACCUAGAAGUACGACAGUCAAAUGAUGGAGACCAUAGACUGUUGGGACUUAAAGUUAAUAGUUUUGGCACCUGAAGGGUUGAUGUGUGGAAAAAAAGCAGACACGCAGUUUUUAAUGGAGUCUUCUCGCGUUAGCUAAUAUUGUAUUUUAUUGGCUGUCAAUUUUUUGUCGAUAUUCUUUUCAAAACGAACCCCUAUGGUCGCAGUUUUGAAUAUAACCCUUCAGGUUUCUAAAUCUAUUUUUAGGUGUGCUUGUGUUUAGCAUUGUUUUUAGAUUUUCUGAAGUGUGAGUGAUGUUGUAACACCAGUGGGCUUGAUGUUUGGAGUCCCUUUGUUGAAUUCAUUGUUACCAGUCAA
This is a messenger RNA of Symsagittifera roscoffensis, 2242 nucleotides long. RefSeq names its product CTP synthase 1-like. Gene Ontology annotation, cellular component: cytoophidium; cytoplasm. NCBI's taxonomy places the organism in Eukaryota, Metazoa, Xenacoelomorpha, Acoela, Convolutidae. Gene Ontology annotation, biological process: pyrimidine nucleobase biosynthetic process; CTP biosynthetic process. The coding region runs from base 24 to 1883 and encodes 619 amino acids. Gene Ontology annotation, molecular function: identical protein binding; CTP synthase activity. The transcript has a single exon. The record is from RefSeq and is a predicted model, not a curated record.